This is a messenger RNA of Trichomonas vaginalis G3, 741 nucleotides long. RefSeq lists its product as uncharacterized. The record is from RefSeq and is a predicted model, not a curated record. NCBI's taxonomy places the organism in Eukaryota, Parabasalia, Trichomonadida, Trichomonadidae. The transcript has a single exon. The coding region runs from base 1 to 741 and encodes 246 amino acids.
AUGUUGAGAUCUGUUUGCAUUUCUUCGCGAGGAGGCUUUGUAUUAUUCUCCGCGGACUUCGAAGGUAACGGUAAAAAUAUUCACAGUAUUUCUGGCCUUCUUACAGCUUUAACAGAUAUCUCAAAACGUUCAGUCGGAUGUCCAGUUUCAUAUGUUUUAAUGAAAAAUCUUGCUAUCACAAUAGUUCAAUCCGAAGAAACUGGUAUUAAAGUAAUUUUAUUCCACGAUGCAGCUUAUUUUCGCGUUUUAGCACAUAGAAUUGCAACAGAAAUUAUGAAAGCAUUUACAGAAAAAUUCCCUCCAAGCACAUAUAAUGGCAAUGAUAGUUCAAUCUUUAGACAUUUUAACAGUUCACUUGGUCCUGCUAUUCGCAAUGCUUCGUUUUUCAUAUUACAUUCUCUUAUAGAAAGAUUACGUGGUGCUAUACAAUUUGCUGUAGUUUUAAUAGAUGGCGAUGCUGCCUUUACAUAUCCUUCAAAUGCAAAUUCAUUAUCAGUUGCUGCGAACUCGCAAGCCCUGCAAUUUUCACUUAGCGAAAUAGCAGGUAUCACAGAUGAUCAACCUUACGAACUUAUUAUUGAGGGUGUUCAGAUAUUCACCCAUGUAGUUUUAUUUGGCACGGCUGUUGUAUUUCUUCAAAUACGUGCGGAUUAUCACAGUACUAAAGUUGUCGCAGAUCUAACAGAGACACUGGACAUGCUUAGAUUAUGUUUCCAAACUUCUGAAGGCCUCAUGGCUUAA